Molecule: messenger RNA, 1431 nt
Organism: Cucurbitaria berberidis CBS 394.84
Lineage: Eukaryota; Fungi; Ascomycota; Dothideomycetes; Pleosporales; Cucurbitariaceae
Exons: 1
Coding region: 1-1431 (476 amino acids)
Source: RefSeq, a predicted model, not a curated record
AUGUCAGCACUUGAUCAGCUACCCGACGAGCUCAUUCUAGAAAUCGUUGGGCAUCUGAAACCGAUCCCGGCCUAUGAGGCGAGAGAUUACCUGGGCCCAUGUGGACCACGCUUCGAGGGCAACGCGCGACGAACCGGUCAAAUUCUCAACAUCUGCCUAGUCUCGAAGAGAUUCUGGGGUUUGGCCGAACCGAUACUGUACUCAUCUCUACUCCUCUGUACUGCAGGAUGGCACUGCUACCACAGCUUGUUCUGUCUGAUCUCUGCGCUACUCCAUAAACCCGCGCGGGCGACACACAUCCGGUAUCUCGAACAAGUUCAAAGAAUCGUGUGGGCAGGAAAACACCCCAGACAGAGCCAGUGUUGCCAUAUACAAGGGUGGGUAGCAGAUUACACUGUUCUUGUACAGGUGGCAAAGGACUUUUGGCAAAACGGGUCACUUGACGAAUGGAUUCAAUGUCUUCGAUUCGAACCAGGAUAUGCUCUGUUCGCGUUGGUAGUCGCACUGUCGCCCAACGUCAGCCAUCUCGCACUCGACAACAACCAUUGGCGCGUACCGCUACUGACCCUUCUCUUUUUCGACCGAUCCGCGUGUCCUAUGAACGUAUCAUUCCAUGGCUUUCCCAAGCUCAAGCGACUCUGUUCGUUUGCGGAUAUGGACCGCCGCCAACAUGACCCCGUCUACGGCUCUAGUCAGUCACUGCGCUGGGACCUGCCGGCACUACGACACUACCAACACCAAGGAGCAUGGGCUAGGGGCCUCGUACCGUUCCGGAACCUUGCUACACUUCGCUUGGAGGACUGUCUGCUGUCCAUACAGAAAGUCGCACUUGUAGUACACGACUGUCCUUCACUUCAAAUCUUCGUGUGCGUCUGGUUUGAAGAGCCGUCUGCAUGGGAACGUCAUUGGUCAAGUCUCUUGUCUGCCUUGGGGGAUACAAGUAGCACGCUGCAGCAGUUGGAUCUCAGAUUCGGACGUGGUGACGAAGCCUACCCUGAUGAUUUGGAUUUUAUAGACCUCGACGGCCACGACUUUUUAGAAGUCGAGAGCAGAAGAACUAUACCGCAACCAGACGGCUACACAGACCUCUCCAAGCUAACGUCAUUAUCACUGAUGGACGUCAUGCUUUUCGGCGAGCCCGCGGGAACUCAAGCUCCCAACGCCAGGCCUAAGAGACCUAUAAGCUGCCUACUACCAUCGAACCUCGAGAGGCUCACCGUCGAAACCAACCAUAUCCUGUUGCAAGAUGACAGUCUUGCCCUUCAUGACCUGGCCGACGAUCUGUACCUGCUACCUGCGCUGAAGAUUGUGGAAAUACAGGCAGCUACGCAUAAAGUGCCAUUCGUAACCAGCAUGGAGAAGACAAUGGAUCUUACCGCGCGGUUCAAGGAGCGAGGAGUAGCGCUCAUACUACUACACCCAGUGGAAUAG